AAUCCCCGCCCACUCUUUUCUCCAGCAGACGUAGGGGUGUGUCUCGACAGGAACAGUGCGUGUAAAGUCCUCGCGCUCCGUACCGAGCUGUGCAAAACAAGUCAAGGGUCUAAACUUUCAUUCUUAGUUUUAUUUAAGCACAACGUGUCCAACAUGUCCAAACCUCUGACUGACCACGAAAAGCGCAAGCAGAUCAGUGUGCGUGGUAUAGCUGGCCUCGGGGAUGUUGUCGAAAUCAAAAAGAGCUUCAACAGGCAUCUUCACUUCACCCUUGUGAAGGACCGCAAUGUGGCCACCCCUCGCGAUUAUUACUUCGCCCUGGCGCACACGGUCCGGGAUCACCUGGUGGGCCGCUGGAUCCGCACUCAGCAGUAUUACUAUGAGAAAGACCCAAAGCGCAUCCAUUACCUGUCUCUGGAGUUCUAUAUGGGCAGAACACUCCAGAACACCAUGAUUAAUCUUGGUCUGCAGAACACUUGUGACGAGGCCAUCUACCAGCUUGGACUGGACUUGGAAGAACUGGAAGAGAUUGAGGAAGAUGCUGGACUGGGAAACGGAGGUCUCGGACGUCUAGCAGCUUGUUUCCUGGACUCCCUGGCAUCUCUGGGUCUGGCAGCAUAUGGCUAUGGCAUUCGUUAUGAGUUUGGAAUCUUCAAUCAGAAGAUCACUAAUGGCUGGCAGGUAGAGGAGGCUGAUGAUUGGCUUCGCUAUGGUAACCCCUGGGAGAAGGCCCGCCCAGAGUACAUGCUGCCUGUGCAUUUCUAUGGCCGAGUGGAGCACACACAUGAGGGAUCAAAGUGGGUUGGCACCCAGGUGGUGCUCGCGAUGCCUUAUGACACUCCUGUGCCUGGUUAUAAAAACAACACUGUGAAUACUAUGAGACUUUGGAGUGCCAAAGCUCCUAAUGAUUUCAACCUGCAAGAAUUUAAUGUGGGGGACUACAUCCAGGCUGUUUUGGACCGGAACCUGGCAGAAAACAUCUCACGAGUACUGUACCCCAAUGACAAUUUUUUUGAAGGGAAAGAGCUCAGAUUAAAGCAGGAGUACUUUGUGGUGGCUGCUACUCUGCAGGACAUUAUCAGGCGUUUCAAAUCUUCAAAGUUUGGCUGCAGGGAUCCUGUGCGCACCUCUUUCGAGACUUUUCAUGAGAAGGUGGCGAUCCAGUUAAAUGACACUCAUCCGGCACUGGCAAUUCCUGAACUAAUGAGAAUCUUGGUGGAUAUUGAGCACCUGGACUGGGAAAAGGCAUGGGAGAUCACCACAAAGACGUGUGCGUACACAAACCACACAGUGUUACCAGAGGCUCUGGAGCGCUGGCCUAUUUACAUGUUUGAGAAGCUUCUACCCCGACACCUGCAGAUCAUCUACGAGAUCAACCAGCGACAUUUGGAUAGAAUUGCUGCUCUAUAUCCAGGGGACGUUGAUCGUUUGCGCAGGAUGUCUCUGAUAGAGGAGGGCGAUCCAAAAAGAAUCAACAUGGCUCACCUCUGUGUGGUGGGGUCACAUGCCAUCAACGGAGUUGCACGGAUUCACUCAGAUAUUGUCAAAAGCACCGUGUUUAAGGACUUUUGUGACAUUGAGCCGGAAAAAUUCCAGAACAAGACAAACGGCAUCACACCUCGUCGCUGGCUGCUCCUCUGCAACCCCGGCCUGGCUGACAUCAUCGCUGAGAAAAUUGGUGAGGACUUCUUAACAGAUCUGUUUGAAUUGAGGAAGCUGUUGGACUUCAUCAAUGAUGAAAUGUUUAUUCGGGAUGUGGCCAAAGUUAAACAGGAGAAUAAGCUGAAGUUUGCAGUGUAUCUGGAGAACGAGUACAAAGUGAAGAUUAACCCUGAGUCAAUCUUUGAUGUUCAUGUCAAGAGAAUCCAUGAGUACAAGAGACAACUGCUCAACUGCCUUCAUGUCAUCACUUUAUACAACAGGAUAAAGAGGGAACCAAACAAGAAGUUUGUUCCCAGGACAGUAAUGAUUGGUGGAAAGGCAGCACCAGGCUAUCACAUGGCAAAGAUGAUCAUUAAACUGAUCACCUCAGUGGGAGAAGUGGUGAAUAAUGAUCCUGUAGUGGGAGACAGACUCAGGGUCAUUUUCCUGGAAAACUACAGAGUCUCACUAGCUGAGAAGGUGAUCCCUGCUGCUGACCUGUCCGAGCAGAUCUCCACAGCAGGCACGGAAGCCUCCGGUACAGGAAACAUGAAAUUCAUGCUGAACGGGGCUCUGACCAUCGGUACCAUGGACGGAGCUAACGUAGAAAUGGCAGAGGAAGCAGGAGAGGAAAACCUCUUCAUCUUUGGCAUGAGGGUGGAGGAUGUGGAGGCCAUGGACAAAAAGGGAUACAAUGCCAGAGAAUACUAUGAGCGACUACCUGAGCUCAAACAGGCGAUGGAUCAAAUCAGCGGUGGAUUCUUCAGCCCCAAAGAGCCUGAACUCUUUAAAGAUGUCGUCGAUAUGCUCAUGAAACAUGACAGGUUCAAAGUGUUUGCAGACUAUGAGUCCUACAUCAGCAGUCAAGAAAAAGUUAAUAAUCUCUACAUGAACCCAAAAGAAUGGACCAAAGUGGUCAUCAAGAACAUUGCUGCUUCUGGCAAGUUCUCCAGUGACCGCACCAUUGCAGAGUAUGCCCGUGAGAUUUGGGGGGUGGAGCCGUCUGACGUGAAGAUCCCACCACCUAAUGAACCACGUGAAUGAGGAAGUGGGCGACUACAUGUUUAGCUGGUUUCCACUGAGUGUGCGUGCCUAAUUCUGAGCUUCACUGUUUUGUUGGAGUGCCUUGACUGUCUUUACCUGAUUGAGAGAUUCAGGUUAUCUUUUACUAUGCAUAAGGCCAUGUGCAGCCUCCCCCAAAUGCAUUACUGUAGUGUUAACUAAACGCACAUAAAAAAAACAUACUCCUAACUCCUCAAUGUGCUUUUACACUGUAAACGUUUAAAAUCACUGUUAAAAUACUGUUACUUUCACUUGUCCAUGCUGUUUUCAAUUAUCAUGGUUUUCAGUAAUCCAAAUUUGAUUUAUUGGUCAUCUAAGACUAAUUUGCAGCACGGUCUCAAAGACCUGAGCAGGAAACUUUAUUUUGACUACCUUAGUAACAGCUUUAAUUUUAGCUAUAGCUAUUACAGCUAUAUACUGUUCUUCUUGAGUAAAGUCUCCAUUUUCUUGCAUACCUUAUAUCGCUUUUUAGGGUGGGGAUUCUUAAUGGUUACACUUUAAAAGUAUGGUUCACCCAAAAAUCAUGUCUUGUACUCGCCAUCAUGUUCUUCCAUGGAACACAAAGGGAGUUUUAUUGCAGAAUGUCCAAUCUGUCCUUUUCUAUACAAGGACAGUGAAUAGUGACCACAGCUGUCCCUGGUCCCCAUCCACUUUCAUUGUAUAGAAAAGAGUGGAAUUUCUUAAUAUAUCCUUUUGUGUUCCACAAACAAAGUCAUACAGGUUUUGAACAACAUGAGGGUGAGAAAAUGUUGACAGGCCUUUCAAUUUUGGGUGAACUAUUUUUUUUUUUUUUUUUUUUUAAAGGAAAAUACAAGGUAAGCUCAAUCGACAGCAUAAUAUUGAAUAUCACAAAAAUUAUUUUUGACUUGUGCCUCCUUUUUAUUUAUUUAUUUUUUAUUAAAAAAGCACAAAUCUGAGUUUCAGUGAGGCACUUACAUGGAAGUGAAUGGGGCCAAUCAGUAAAUGUUAAAAUAUUCGCUGUUUCAAAAGUAUAGCCACCAUUUCUGUGUAAAGUCAUUUCAAAUUUUACAACUUUGUUGCCAUGACAUAACACCAUAAACCCUAAAACGACCCAUAAAAACGAUGAUUUAAACAGAUGUUGAAUUCAAACAAAAAAUUGGCCCCCAUUCACUUCCAUUAUAAGUGUAUCACUGAAACCUCAAUCUUUGCUUUUUUUUAAAGAAAAGGAGAAAGGCACUUUUUUUUUUUUUUUUUUUUUGGUGAAAAUCAACAUUAUGCCAUGCAUGCUGCUGAUUGAACUUAAAGUGUAUAGAGAAUAUUCCUUUAAUGACAGCUCUAAAAAAAGUGGUACUGAACUAGAACCCCAUAUCACUAUAUUUCAUAAUGUUUAAGAACCAAAACACAACAGCUGGAACUGAAGACAGAACUAUUUGGUGCCUGGAUGAAUUUCUUACUAGCUUUAGUAAUACAUUGACCUUUGUGUCAAUGUAAAAUCAGUAGAAAUGUCAUCCUUCCUUUAAAAUACACAAUAUAGUGCUUUUAAACCUUUCAGAAACUGCAUCUUGAGGCAUUUUGUGAUAUUUGCUGGCUCACCAUAUUCAGUAUCUAAGUAAUCUUUUUAUUCAAGCUUUCACACAUUAGUUAAAGGGUGCCUUGUGUGCAUAACUGUGCAAUAUUAAAAGAAAAAAAAAAUUACCUUUGUACAUUUUUCAUAUAGAUAAUGAUAACAGAAGAUACAGUACAUGGCAGCUGGCUGAUGUGAAUGUAUGGGAAUCCAUCACAUACGAGUCCUUUAAAUACUGUUUUAGUUACUUUUUGUCAGGGAACCUGUCAAUUUGUGCUCCGUUUCACAUAGUAUUACCAACUGCAGAAAUGUCAAGCUAAAAAUGAGUGAACAUCAGUGGUCUUUGCUGCAAGCUGUAAAGCCACUCCAGAGUUGAGUUCAACUCUAAACAUCUGCAUUUCAGAAUACUAGACUUGAAUGUAUGCAUGCUUGGGGGAAUACGCAUCAGAUUCACACUCGUUGUACUGCGGCCUUGUUUUCUUGCUACAUUCUACAGUACUGUAUGGAGUUUACCGUGUUAUUACCAUGCUAAGAAAUAAAACAAAUACUAAUUAAAAAAAUAUGUUGACUUAAA
Messenger RNA from Myxocyprinus asiaticus (Chinese sucker), 4802 nucleotides. Its product is annotated as glycogen phosphorylase, brain form-like. NCBI's taxonomy places the organism in Eukaryota, Metazoa, Chordata, Actinopteri, Cypriniformes, Catostomidae. The record is from RefSeq and is a predicted model, not a curated record. The transcript is spliced from 20 exons. Gene Ontology annotation, biological process: glycogen catabolic process. Gene Ontology annotation, molecular function: pyridoxal phosphate binding; glycogen phosphorylase activity. Bases 154 to 2685 code for a protein of 843 amino acids. Gene Ontology annotation, cellular component: cytoplasm.